Messenger RNA from Vitrella brassicaformis, 3373 nucleotides. The record is from the annotation of a GenBank genome assembly. Lineage: Eukaryota; Vitrellaceae.
CACACACGUGUCCUGCCGGGCAAAUCUUCAUCAGACAGGCAGGCAGGCAGACAGGGAGGGAGCACAGCAGCCUGAUGUGGACUGCCUGGUGUGAACAGCUUGAUGAGACCUGAUCAAUCCUGAUAUUCGCUUACACACAUGGGCAUGACUCUACCCAGCAGCUUCCACUAGAGACGUCUUUGUGUCAAUACGACUGACUGUAAAGCAAUUCACGACUGUACAGCCAGCAGGAGUCCAUCGCCAUACACAGACAGACACACUGCGCCGCCAAGAAAGCGGCUUAAAUGCAGCCAUCCAUCCAUCAAUCCAGCUGUCCAUCCCUGAGCCACAGCACCCGACCCGAUCAUCCCUCCCCUCCGUCAGUCGUCCUGAUAGGAAGCUGCCCGCAGUCCUGGAUGACCACGGGUGCGGCGAGAACCCGCAGUUCACUCAGCGGCCCAUACGCCAUCUCCCUCAGAGUGAGCGGCACAGGGGGUGUGGGCUGAGAGUGUCGGUCGUCGGUCAUGAGGGAGAUGGCCUCCAGGUAGCUGACCUCCAGCAUUUCAGGGAUGAACCCAACCACCGUGUCGAAUUGCUGCGCCGUGGUGGUCGAGGAUACGGUUAUCAUGAACCGACCACCUGAAUGAAUCAAUCAAACACAACACUCACACACAAAACUCACAUACAGUCUGCAUUCUGACCGUGUUCUCGAUAGCUCUGAAUGCCUUUUUUCGUGCUGGCCCCCUCCCCGGUGAGCAGCACCAUGCCCGGCCGGCGGGCGGCGAUGAGGGAGCGAUGGUGGUCCCACUUGCUGUGGUUGGGGCCGUGGAUGCUGUCGCUCAUGGCCGUCAGCCUGUCGCCCUCGCGAUGGUAGCCGCCAAACACGUCGACGCCUCUGAUUGAGUAGGGGAUGAAGGCACCUGAUGGAUGGAUGGAGCACGAAGAGAGAUGAGUCUUUUUGCAGUUACUACAGUUAGUCACCUUUGUAGUGCAGCGGGUAUCCCGACGCGCCGACGCCCUUAUCCCCGGUGCAGUAGCACCUGAAGGAAAUGAAGCCCAGCAACCGAUCCACUCAUCCGUCCAUCGAUGCAUGGAUGGCACACACGGCAUAGUGCCACCUGAAGUUCUCGGCCGCCUUGGGGUUGACUUCGGUGAGGAGAUGGAUGACGAUGCGCCUCACCAUCGGGGGCGACCGGCUCUUCGGUAUGCGGAUGAAAAGGUCAAAGAAGACCCUCGGAUGCUGAACAACGAAACGAAUAAUAGGGCACACGAAGGCGACUCUCCCUCCCUCCCUCCCUCUCUCCGUGUGUAUGAGUUGUUGGGGUAUGUUUUUGAGUCUGUGGGGUUCUUGCCUUUGGUUUGGGGCUGUUGUCGACCUUUUGGGCACAUUCGAAGCCCUCCUUCAGGUGCUCUAUUAGCUUGGCGCACUCUUCCUUCAACUGAUCACACAACAUCCGCACACACGUGCUGGCUGCCGAUGGGCGUCACUCUCCCAUUCGGCUCACCACUUUCUCUGGGCUCUGCUUGACUUUGAAGCAGAUGGUUUUCCAGAGGUCGGUGGUCUCCUGACGUUACACGACACACGCAGACAGAGAUCAAAGGCCACUUGACUUGUUGACAUGGGUGCAUUUCUGCCGGCUGACCUUCAGCAGCUUGCCCCAGUGGGUGUAGUCGACGUGCAUCGCCAAGUGCAUGUCGAGCUGAUACACCGCAGCCAAGAGAUUGGUAGUGUCCUGCAAAACCGCACACACCACACACACACGCCAGACAUCAAUCCAAUCGCUCAGCCAGCCAACGCACCGAUCGAUACCCUGCCCACAUUGAUGGCGAGUGCGCUCUUUAUGGAUCUCUCGAGCUCCCUCAGCCGCUUGACAGUCUCGCUAAGGUCGUUGGCCUGGCGCAUCUCCUCGGCCAGCCGAUCGAGCACUGCCUGCUCCUCCCUCAGGACCUCUGAAUCGUCGACAGACGGCAGACACGCAUCACCUGACGAGACAGAAGCCAACACACGCAGACAGACAGGCGUGUCGCCUUUCGGAACUGCAGCAGAGAUCAUGUGAGCGUACUCAGUGCUUUGUUAGUGGCGUUAAGCAUGUCAUCGAUGGGUUUGGGCUCGGCCGUUUUGAGCCUGUCGACGCUGCGCAUGAUCUCAGCCACGAUGUCCCUCUGCAGUCGGCUCAGCUGCUGCUCCACCAGCACACUCUUGUCGAUGGCCUUGCCCUUGCUCUGCACAGCACAUCCAUGCGACACGUCACCAUACCAGGCUCGCUCCUCUCCUUGGUGCUUUACUGACCUUUAGUUUGGCCAUGUCCUGGUCGGCCUUCGCGUCAAGGGCCGUCGCGAGGAAUGAUGAUUUGCCUCUCAGAGCCCGCCGCACCAACUCGAGCACCCAGGACUCAUCAGGCGAGGGCACCAGGUGGCCGCCCGUCGCAUGACGCACAAAGCGGGGCCACCGCGCCUCCGGCAGCACUACCAGAAAGUCGUGUAGCCAAUCCAAAAGGUCGCCUUGCGCCGAUAGCGCCAUCCCGCUGAGUGUCUUGGUCGCAACGGUGCGCAGGGCGGACAGGAGCGUGAAAAUGGCCGUGGGAAUGACGGGCACGCCUUCGGGCAGAACGUAGAGCUGCGCAUCGGACGAGGAGUAUCCGAACGUCACGAAGCGCACGGCCGAGAUCCCCUGCCGCUGCAGCUCGCGGAUGGUGGCACUGGCGACAGGAAAGACGACGCGGUGGACUUCGUCGAAGGACGGCUGGGGCGAUAAACCAGAGGGCAGGAAGCUGAGGCCCGAACACUCUGAGGGCCCACUGUCUCCUCCAAAUGUCGCAUGGACCGCAACGACAGAAACGUCAGCGCCAAAAAGCCGGCAUAUGGGAUCAAUCGCGAUGAAGAGGUCCACUUCGCCUGGCUGAGGUCCACCGAUCUCGCCACUCAUAUUAGCUUCAGCUUCAGCAGAUGCCGACUGGGUGGUCGCCACGCCAGCCAGGCACUUGCUGAUGGCCACCCUCUCCCGCUCCAGCUGACACGUGUGGAAGUCCGCCAUGUCCAUAAAGCCGAUAAACAGCCGGGCGGCGUUGGUGUUGGCGAAGGCCGGCCUCACUAUGGCGCGGAAGAGCUCACAAGGCUCCCGAUGAGUCUCUUCGUCCUCCCGAAGGCAUCUCGUCGAGCAGUAGAGCAUCUCGCCGCAGACUUGGCAUGCGACUCGCCGGCCGAGAGAGCCGCACCUGAGGCACUUGAGAGCAGCGGCGGCAUGAGUCAUUGGCGCGUCCGACAUCGGUGAGAAGGCGGCGUCGCGACAAAUGUCAAGAUAGAGCGCUCAUCGAGGGUAGAAAGGCAUAGAUCUGCAGCGAGUGUAGACUUCGCAAGCGCUCGGUGUUCCGCUCUGGCCGUCGGCCCUGACGAG